AUGGCCCAUCGAAGUGGAAAUCGCCUGCGCUGGGUGAUGCUGGACCGCGUCGUCCACUGCACCAAGGACGAGGCUGCCAGGGACGGCACGCUCUCGGAGACCUCCGCCACCUGCACCGGCCAAACCCUCGCCGUCUCCCUCAGGGCCGCGUCACCCCCGGCGGUGUCCCGCCUGCACCUCCACUGGCCAGAAGGUCUCCGACCGGAGAUGCUGGAGCUGGAUCCGCCCCACGUCAUCGCGGCCCACGGCCACUCCAUACUUUUCCAGGCCUACGUCCCCCACACCGACCAGUGCCGCCCCCCCUACUACCCCCUCGACUACUUCGUCUACACCGCCUCUACCGGCCGCCGCUCCCCGUCGCUCAGGCGGCUCCCGCCUUGCUUCGACGGCGGGCAAGUGGACCAGCAAACGGACCAGCUCUUCCAGCCGUACCGGCUCCAGCAGCAGCGGCUGAUGUCCAGCGAACACAUCGGCCUUCUCUGCCAUGGCGACCAGGAGUUCACAGUGGCCGAGCUCUCGUGCAACGGCGAGCUCUGCCUGCUGCACCAUGCGCCUCGGAUGGGGGACGAGCCCAUGCGAUGGGUUGUUCAGAAGCUGCAGAUGCCGAAUUGCGACGACGCCCCAGACCUGUUCAGCGAUUCCUGGCAGACAGACGUUGUCGUCCCCUACGGCGAUUCCUCAUUGUGCUGGGUCGAUUGCUACCUCGGGUUGUUCUUGGUCACCGUCCAUGGUGAUCUUACAAGGAAGCCGCACUACGUCCCGAUGCCUGCGGCUCUGGAUCCCCGUCGCCUCUACAUUGACCCAGGGUGCCCUGACCCAGCGCGCCGUGUGUGUGUCACUGACAGCGGCACGGUGAAGCUCAUUUGUAUCAGCGAUCUUGCGGGCCGCAGUGUUCAUCAACGUCAUCAUGACAUUUUCACAAUCACAACAUGGAAUCUGACCGGCAAGGAGUGGGAACUAGAUGCCACCAUUGAAGCUACCGAGCUCUGGGCUGCUCUUGGUUCUGACAAGCGACUCCCACUGAUCCGGCCAGAGUUUCCUACCAUGAGCUUGGUUGACCACGAUGUCGUCUGCUUCGUGUUGAAUGAUGGGGAUAUCGUUUCCUGGCUGAUUGAAGUCGACCUGAAGAAGAAGGUGCUGGGGGCGGUCACCCUCUAUAUCGACGAAGAAGAAGAAAAGCAGGCAGCAGAAGGAGAACAAACGAAGUUCUGUAGGUUCUCUGGCAACUCCUUCAUCCCCAGCCAGUUCACCAUGUACUUGGAUAAGCAUGCCAUCAAAAGCCUGAGUUUCAGCAAGAAAUUGGAGCAAGCAAAACUAAAACGAGGAAUGGAGGAAGCAUGGAUUAAAGACCCAAAGCAAGUACUGGUUUGAAAUAGCCGUUUACCAUCCUAUUUUCAAAAUCACAACAUGGAAUCUGACAUACGGUAAAUGGGAAGAAGGUGUCACCAUGGAAGCUAGCGAGCUUUGGGCUGCUCUUGCCUCUGGUUGAUAAUGAUGCCGAUCUACUUCGUGAAGAAUUAUAGGUACCGCAUUUCCUGGCUGGCUGAUUGAGGUGUACCUGAAGAAGAAGAAGAUGCUGGGGGUGGUCACCCUCUAUAUCAACAAGAACAAAGUCACGCAACUGAAGAAAAAGCAAACAACUGAAGAAGAACAAGCAUACUUGGAUAAGUAUGCCAUCAGAAUGUAAUUACGUAUCACGUUUAUGUCUUGGGAGGAUUAUAACGAACACCAUCAAUUAGUCGAUAAUGUGAAUUGCGAGGAGAUGAUCAACCUGUUCGUUGGUGUGCCCCUCUUAACGGCAAAGUGUCGCGUAGCUAUUAUGAACUUGCCCAUGGACAUGUUGAUGUCGGUGUCCACCACCAUGUAGCCCAUUGUGCUUCUGCAAGACUCCUUGAAAAUGGAGUGUAAUCCGGAUACAAAUUGAAACGAA
This is a messenger RNA of Lolium rigidum, 1930 nucleotides long. RefSeq lists its product as uncharacterized. The record is from RefSeq and is a predicted model, not a curated record. The coding region runs from base 1 to 1371 and encodes 456 amino acids. Lineage: Eukaryota; Viridiplantae; Streptophyta; Magnoliopsida; Poales; Poaceae. The transcript is spliced from 2 exons.